AUUCGUUGAAAAACUCAAAAACUCCACCGGACAAUGACGGUAUUAACGAGCAAGGCCGCCAAAUUUCUUGUCAGAAAACAAGUGUUUUCGGUCAGGUGAGUCCGAGGUGUCCCAACGCCUCGUCGAUGCCGCUCACGCUGACGACGUCAAAUCGGCAUUGGAGUGCAUUGAGAACCCAUUCAUUGAUGUUAACUAACAUUGGAACUGUGAACUUGAAGGCCAGGAAGACAGAGAUACUGUUGAAAGAUGAGUGUGCGAACGAUGCUCGUUUUGAGUUCGAGAAGUUCAUGACGGAGAUCGCCGCUUUGAUAUUGUUGGAAUAUAAU
This is a messenger RNA of Ilex paraguariensis (yerba mate), 326 nucleotides long. The record is from the annotation of a GenBank genome assembly. NCBI's taxonomy places the organism in Eukaryota, Viridiplantae, Streptophyta, Magnoliopsida, Aquifoliales, Aquifoliaceae.